Penaeus vannamei (Pacific white shrimp) is the source of this 3925-nucleotide messenger RNA. Lineage: Eukaryota; Metazoa; Arthropoda; Malacostraca; Decapoda; Penaeidae. The record is from RefSeq and is a predicted model, not a curated record.
CGACUAAUUACCGAUGGACGCCGGAAUUUGACCCUUUCUUUGACACAUCUCAACACUGCGCAGCCAUCUGGUAGGCCGAGUUGACCGCCUUAACGAUGGCUGAGACUCUGGUGCAGUCCAACCUGGAGAAAAUCAGCAGUUUUCUCCAGGAUGUACAGUACCGCUCUUUGAUGAUUAACAGCGCUAAUUACAAUGUUCGUCUUAUGCGGGAACGUAAGACACGCCUUCCAUUUCUCGAUUCACAAACAGGCAUAGCUCAGAACCCAUCCAAAUUAUACAUGAGCCCUCGACACCGGAUGCCUGGCACAGUGGAAGGACAACUAUAUGUUUAUCCUUCCCAGCGAUGGUGUCGCAGAAAACGUUCUUACAUGGCACUUGCUCAUCAGGCAAGCAAAGAACCUGAAGGCGAUGAGCACACCAUUGUUACUGUGGAGAAUCCCGCUGCUGUUCCACAAGAGGAUGUUGCUGUCCCCUAUGAAAACAAGGAACCCUUUUACUAUGAUGAAACCAGUUUCCUAGAAGAUGAGGAUGAGGAGCCUGAUGAUGACGACGAUGAUACCUACUCCACAAGAUCAACACCAACCAGGAAAAGGAAGAAAGCUCCCAAACUUCCUAAGCCACCCAAGCCCCCAAGCAGUAGAGGCCGCAAGAAGAAAGAAGUGCAGCCAAAAGCCCCCACGGAAGGUGAUGAGGAGACUCCUGGCAAACCAUACGAGUGCCAACAUAAUAUGAAAAGAAAAUAUCAGAGAGGGCUUUUCAUUUAAGAAAGAAAAAUAUUUGUGUUUUGCUGAACUUGAACAAAAUGAACAGUGGUCGUUUUGAAAUGCUGAUUUAUGCUUUUUAUUAUUAUUAUUAUUAUCUGCUCAUCAAUUGAUUCCAUUUUAUAUCUUUUUCAAGAAGAUAAAGGUUGAGCUAAAUGAAAUGCUCACUUAGUCUAUACUAUUUCCUACCUUGACUUCAAAUUUAUUGAAUUAAGAGGUCCAUUUGUCACUGAUUACAUUCUAGUCUCUAAAUAUGAAGCACUUUGAUGAUUGCUCAUAUAUCAUAAUAUACUUUUAUACGGGGAGGUAUAAGCACACCUAUUUUAUGUACCCAUUUGCUUUAUGCAGUAUAUAAAAUGAUACAUACUAUAGGUGAAUGUUGAGGAUUUAGGAACAAACUCGAGGAAAUAUGAGUUUAAUAUAAGUAAGCUACGUAUAGCUGCCUUACAUAAUAUAGCUUUAGCUUGCCAAUCAGGAUUAAUCUCAGUCACCACUUAACAUGAGAAUAAUUAUAUCCAAACCUCACCUAUGAAGUUUGUCAAAAAGAGACUUCUAUUUUUCUUUUGGACAAACACGUUUAAAAGUUAUUUUGAUAAUCAAAUUAUUACGGGUUAGGUAAAAUAGAACAUUCUUAUGUGCCUUUUACAUCAGUUACCAAUAGAUGAUUAGUAUAUUUCUGUUAUUAUAGAAAAGGAAAUGGCUCCUGUAUACCAAGUUAUAUUUAUUCUAACCCAAUGCCUCCGUGUGACUUUGGGGUUUGCUUGGCCUCCACUUUGGGGAUGAUGCAUGGCUGACUGGGCCAAUGCGUAGCACUCGCCACGCUGCAUUAGCAGUGAUAUGACUUUUUUGUAACAUUUAUAUGCAAAACAAGAUUUUAAUGUUUUUCCAUAUUCGGAGAUGCAGUAGCCUAACUGCAUAUAUUAGAGUCCAUUUAUACUCUGUGUAGAAGAUGAAAUGUAACUUAUUGAGGGAUUAAAAACUAAAUUCAUUAUGACAAAUCUUGUUUUUGAGAAUUAAAAGAUUGUAUGCUGUUAUAUACCAGGUUGCUAUUCCUACGGCUUCAGUACUUGCCUUCUGUGUGUCUUAACUUAGAAACAGUUCUACUGGUAGAGCGCCAAAACAUAAUAUGAGUAGUUGACAUGUGGACACUGGUCACAUAAACUAGAGUGAAGGUUAAUUAUAGACUUGUAUCAGCAGCAAGAGAACAUUUUGGUGCGAGACAUUAUCCACACAUAGCUGACAAAUGAUGUAUAUGCUAAAUAUCACCCUUUUUGAUAAAACGAUAUCCAGUCUUAGAAUUAAACAUCCCAUUCUCCCUCAGGUAAUCCCCAGUGCAUGUAGUGUGGUCAUGAGGGUUCCUUAUAAAGAGCAGCAUAAAAUGUAAUGUGUACAUCAUAAUUUGAAUAACCCAUCUCCAAGAGCUACACCCCAGUCAGCCAUAGCGUCACCCAGAGCCAUGACUAAGUCAGCCAUGAUGUGAACCACAUGUCAUCUGGAGGCUAAUGGUUAAGUACAUUGGCUGAAUUGCCUAGAUAAUUUCAUGUGCUUUGUUAUCAUUUUGUCCGUAUAAUGUAUGUUCACUGAUUAGCCCUCAGGCUUAAUUUCAUUAGUCAUCUUGUCACGAUUAAUGUAGUUUAUGACCUUCAGGGUUAACUGAUGGUUUGAUAAGUACCAGAAGUUUUGAUAUCUAAAAUGCUUUAUCUGUUAUUGAAAAUAGCUUUGAGGAUGGACCAUAGGUUUCUAUUCUGGAAGGUAAGAAAAGCACAGGUGUGUGGAUAAUUACACAACAGUAAAAAAUGAAGUUUAUAAUGAGUUAUGAUAUGUGUUGGUUUAGGUUGAGACAUAAUUUCUGCUCUGAUUUGAAUAUGGCUAUAUGAAGACUUGGGAUUACCUCUGAGCAUUAUAUAUAUAGCAUUAGAUAACUUAAGUGCAGCAACAGGUUUAAAUUCCAUUAAAUAUAAUGAAAAUUUAUGUAGUCCUAAAUAUUGUCAAGGUAAUUGGUUUUAUUUUAUUGAUUUUUUGAUACAUGGCUUCACAAGCACUUUCGUCACCAAGGAGCCGGUUACUAGGCCCUCCUGGUUUCACUUACUUACCUUAGAUAUUGAGAUAAAAAUAUCCCAUGAUUAUUAUUGUUGCUAAGUGCAUAACUUUUAUUCUUAUCAUUUACAUGAUUGAAAAGAUAUUGACAAUGCUAAAUCUCAUUAAAAAGUCUUUUCUUUCCCAAAAAAAAUCAAGGAAUGGGGUAGAUUGAUGAGAUCACUUAAUACUAGUGAUUGAUUGACUAUUUUGUAACUCAGUGCUUUUAAAGCCAUCAUCUGUGUGUAAAAGAAAAAUUGAUAAAGCAAAAAUAUAUGUAAACAUGCUCCCAAAAUCGAUGCAUUUGAAAGAUUAAAAGAUUGAUAUAUUAUCUUAGACAGGGUAAUCAAAUCACUUUUUGCAUUUAUACCAAGACUACUUAUCAGUAUCUCUUAAAGUGUUUUCUAAGUAUAGUACAUUCCAAGCAUGUGAUUUAGGUUACUUUAAAAUUUAGUCUAUAUUAUGUGUCAUAUAUUGAUGUUUUGGAAUAUUAUUUUCUAUACACAUAUGGCACACACACAAACAAGUAAAUUUGCAAUAAAGUAAUCAUCCUUAUCCUAAUUAUAUCUCAACACCUAUAGAAGAAUCAGUUAGGUUUCAUAUAUUAGUUGACACAUUUUGCAGAAAGGUUUUAUAUGAAAAGUAUUACGCUGAAUUAUGCUUGGCAUUUUAGACAGAGUAACACCAAGUGUUAAAUAUUUAUUUCUUUUAUUUAUGAUUCAAUUUGAUUUUAUGUGUAUUUAUUUUUUCUUUCAUUCUUUUCUUUUAUUUUAUUUUAUUUUCUGUUUUACCAUCAUGUAAAUCAAAAAGGGAAAACUAACAUUCAUUGUGUGGAUUGUGGUUAAUAUUUUUUUUCUUUUUACAAAUGUUUUUGGAAUGUUAGAUAGUAUACAUGAGUGUUAGCUUAGUAUUAGGUGUUUGUUGUUUGAAAUAUGUGAAUAUUUGAUUGUUGACUGAUAGUACCUUAGGUAGUAGUGCUUGGAAUUCAUUAUUGGUUUGACCUUAUUUUGAUAGUGGAUUUGCUGUGUUUUUAUUGUUAAUAUUAUUAUUAUUUUCCUUAGUGUAUAGUGUUUGUUUUGAGUAUUAUA